Molecule: messenger RNA, 1038 nt
Organism: Cercopithifilaria johnstoni
Lineage: Eukaryota; Metazoa; Nematoda; Chromadorea; Rhabditida; Onchocercidae
Source: the annotation of a GenBank genome assembly
AAACAUGCAAUGCAAUUAUUUCACUUAACAGUGGAAAUAAAAAAGUUUACAUUGAAGGACAUUAUUGAUAUGGCUGCUGACCGUGGUGCAUUCAUCGAUCAAUCACAGUCGUUAAAUAUAUUUAUAGCACGUCCCAACUACGGCAAUAUUACUAGCAUGCACUUUUAUGGAUGGCAAAAGGGCUUGAAAACUGGGAUGUAUUACUUACGAACGAGACCAGCAGUUGAUGCAGUGCAGUUUACUGUUGAUAAAACUCGUCUGAAAGAAUAUAAUAAUGUUGAUGCAGAUAAAGGUUCUAAGUCAGGAUCUAAUUUUACCCCUAGUUCUGUUGGUGAACUAACAGCAAAAAUGGAGUGUGUGAUGAGCAGUGGAGAUUCCGUCAUAAGGUUCAAGGCAGUUAUAUGCAGUGGCUCGUUUCUUGCAUGCGGUGAUUCGCGUGAAAAUUCUGCUAAAAUUGAAUUUUUGUUGGAAUUGAAAAGCUGGUACAAUGAAGAAGGACCAUUUCCACUCGUGGUCGCAUUUGGGCGGCAAAUGUCACGCCCAAUAGCCCGCAAAAUUAUAGCUUAUGCAAUUAAGCACCCAUAUCUUAGGAACAGAAUUCUUGUUCCAGUGGGCAGAAGUCUGCAUGCUAUUUCGUUUCGUCUGCGGAUCAAAAGUAUAGGCCUUGCUGUUCCAUCAAAAACACCAAAUGUAACCGAACAACAGGCAAUCGAAAUGGCCAGCGAAACACUUGUAGAAGCACUUAUCUAUUUGUUAACCGUAUUAUUGAUAUAUGCAAUCUACCGAUCAAAUCCGGAAAAAGCUAAAGCCAGCGAUGUAGAAAAAUACGUUAAAGAAAACGAAGAGAGAAUAGUAAAGUUUGAAGAGAAGCUCAAAGAACACGACGAAUUAACGGUCAAGAUUGUGAAGAUCAUCCGUGAAAAAAAUCUGGAUGAGAAGAACAUUUUGGCAGAUAAAGGUCAUAAAGGUCAACUUUUGUCUUUUAUUGGUGACAAAAUGAAGACACUGAUGCCUGGGCAAGAUAAAACAUCUCGUUAG